Daucus carota subsp. sativus is the source of this 2016-nucleotide messenger RNA. RefSeq names its product methylmalonate-semialdehyde dehydrogenase [acylating], mitochondrial. Gene Ontology annotation, cellular component: mitochondrion. Lineage: Eukaryota; Viridiplantae; Streptophyta; Magnoliopsida; Apiales; Apiaceae. The record is from RefSeq and is a predicted model, not a curated record. Gene Ontology annotation, biological process: L-valine catabolic process; thymine catabolic process. Gene Ontology annotation, molecular function: malonate-semialdehyde dehydrogenase (acetylating, [NAD(P)+]) activity; methylmalonate-semialdehyde dehydrogenase (acylating, NAD+) activity. The transcript has 19 exons. The coding region runs from base 195 to 1811 and encodes 538 amino acids.
ACCUGGCUAUGCAUAUCAAUACCCAGAACAAAUUAUUAAUUUAUCAACUCGAUUUAAAUUUAUAAAUAUUUGUAUACGAUUACAUUGAACUAGCGCAGUACUCCAGUGCUAGAAAACAAGAACGCAAAAGAGCUCGUAUUUCGAAAUAUAAUUGCAGCACAGGGGGCUCUGAAUCUCAAUCUUGUGGUGCAAAAAUGUUUCAAAUUUCAAUCAGAAGAGUUAAAGCACUAAAGGGCUUGAGCCCACAAAUCUAUGCUCUGCAAAGCUCCCAUCUUUCUACUUCUGCUCAACCUUCUUUGAAGAAUCGUAAUUCCCUAAGGGUCCAGAAUCUAGUAGGAGGUAGCUUUAUUGAUUCACAGUCUGUUGAAUCUAUCGAUGUUUUAAAUCCGGCAACACAAGAAGUUGUUUCUCAAGUACCUUUAACUACAAAUGAAGAAUUUAAGGCUGCAGUUUCCUCAGCCAAGCAAGCUUUUCCAGCUUGGCGUAACACUCCAAUUACCACUCGCCAACGAGUCAUGUUGAAACUCCAAGAACUUAUCAGGAGAGACAUGGAUAAACUUGCUAUGAACAUUACCACAGAACAGGGAAAGACAUUGAAGGAUGCACAGGGCGAUGUAUUCCGUGGACUAGAGGUGGUGGAACAUGCCUGUGGGAUGGCAACUCUGCAAAUGGGCGAGUAUGUACCCAAUGUCUCCAGUGGAAUUGAUACUUAUAGCCUUAGAGAACCUCUUGGUGUUUGUGCAGGAAUAUGUCCUUUUAACUUCCCAGCAAUGAUUCCUUUGUGGAUGUUCCCUGUUGCAGUUACAUGUGGUAAUACCUUUAUCCUGAAGCCAUCAGAGAAAGAUCCAGGUGCUUCUAUGAUACUUGCGGAGUUGGCAAUGGAGGCUGGUAUACCUGAUGGUGUACUAAACAUUGUCCAUGGCACCAACGAUAUUGUUAACGCCAUCUGUGAUGAUGAUGAUAUCAGAGCUAUAUCAUUUGUUGGCUCAAAUACUGCUGGAAUGCAUAUUUAUUCAAGAGCAUCAGCUAAAGGGAAACGUGUUCAGUCAAACAUGGGAGCCAAAAAUCAUGGAAUAGUCAUGCCUGAUGCAAACGUUGAUGCUACGUUAAAUGCUCUUGUUGCUGCUGGUUUUGGCGCUGCAGGACAAAGGUGCAUGGCUUUGAGCACAGUGGUCUUUGUUGGAGAUUCAAAAGAAUGGGAAGAUAAAUUAGUCGAGCGUGCUAGAACACUGAAGGUAAAUGUCGGAACUGAUCCAGGUGCUGACCUCGGUCCAGUAAUUAGCAAACAGGCAAAAGAACGAAUCUUGAAUUUGGUUGAAGACGGCGUUAAGAGUGGUGCCAAUCUAUUACUUGAUGGCAGAAAUAUCAAGGUUCCUGGAUAUGAACAAGGAAAUUUUAUCGGUCCAACAAUCUUGUCUGGUGUCACCGCUGAUAUGGAAUGUUACAAGGAGGAGAUCUUUGGUCCAGUUCUUCUUUGUAUGCAGGCUGACAGCUUAGAAGAGGCCAUAAGCAUUGUCAACAGAAAUAAAUAUGGCAAUGGAGCUGCUAUAUUUACACAAUCUGGUGUUGCUGCUAGAAAGUUCCAAACUGAUAUAGAGGCAGGACAGGUUGGCAUCAAUGUACCUAUUCCAGUCCCUCUACCCUUCUUCUCAUUCACCGGUUCCAAGGCAUCUUUCGCAGGCGAUCUAAAUUUCUAUGGCAAAGCUGGAGUCAAUUUUUACACCCAGAUAAAGACCGUGACACAGCAAUGGAAGGAUUUGCCAAGUGGCUCUGGAGUUUCAUUGGCAAUGCCAACCUCACAGAAACAAUAAUAUACAUAAUAAGAGUACCAAGGAAUCCUCCUUCCUGGGAUUUAUCAACAAGUUAUCGAGGCCGUACGGGUUUCAAAAAAAAAAAGACGAUGAUGUACCCUAUCAACAAGUUACAGUUUUAUAUUUGAUAUUUUAGAGUUAUAAAUGAACCAUAUACUUUGAAUUUGAUGCUUAUACCCUAUUUGAUGUAUGUUCUUUCUGUGCU